Molecule: messenger RNA, 1058 nt
Organism: Triticum urartu
Lineage: Eukaryota; Viridiplantae; Streptophyta; Magnoliopsida; Poales; Poaceae
Source: RefSeq, a predicted model, not a curated record
UAGGAAAGCUCAAGGGACAUGUCCACACCAGAAGUCAUGUGGAAGGAUCAAUUGCAGAGGGCUAUUUGUUUGAUGAGAGCUUGACAUUUUGCUCACACUAUUUGGAUGAUGAGAGUCGGUUGAAUCGAGCUAGGAAUGAUGGAGGUUUGGAUAUGGAAGUUGAUGAUACAACUCCUUUCUUCCACAACAUUGGUCGAGGGCUGGCUGGCAAGUGCAUGGUGAUGUUAGAUAACAAAACUUGGCUGCAAGCCCACAGAUACGUCUUGUUCAAUUAUGACAACAUAGAACCAUACCUAGACAAACAUAUGGGUUACCUUUCUUCUAUUGGUGUUCGAAGUCAUCGAGAAGUCAAGCGUGUGCAUUACGAGACCUUUCAUGAGUGGUUUAAAUUGCACGUGGCAGAAAUGGGCGAUGAAGCACCUCAUGAGAUAAAAAUAUUAGCUAAAGAGCCAAACUUGGUUGAUAUGAAGUAUAGUAGCUACACUAUAAAUGGGACAGACUUUCAUACACAAUCAUAUGAUGAGGGCCGGUCAUUCCAGAGUAGUGGAGUAGCUCUUGUUGCACAAACCACAUCCUUUGCAAAAGGAAAAGGUGACAAUAUUAGUGUAAGAAACAAGACCUAUUAUGGCAUUAUAAAGGAAAUUCUUGAGUUGAAUUAUCAACAUGAAGGGAAAGUAGUGUUGUUCAAAUGUGACUGGGUUGAUAAUCGUGUAGAAGAUGAAUGGGUGCAAACUGAUCAGUUUGGAAUCACUUCUGUGAAUUUUAAGCAUUUGUUCAAUACUGGUGAGAAAAUAUCAGACGAGCCCUUCAUAUUAGCCACACAAGCAACUCAAGUUUACUAUGUUGAAGAUCCCAUUGAUGCUGAGUGGUCUACUGUUGUUGUUCCAUCAUUAUAUGACAUAGAAGAAUCUAAAGAUGACAAUGGUAAUGUUUUACGUGUGACGUUGCCUGAUCCAUGUACUGCUAUAUGUGUGAGUGUUGCGGAUGGAUGCAUUGGUUCUGCUAGGACACAUAUAGAUGGACUAGUUCUUAAAACAAGUGAUAUUGAAAAAAAGUAA